Molecule: messenger RNA, 447 nt
Organism: Stegodyphus dumicola
Lineage: Eukaryota; Metazoa; Arthropoda; Arachnida; Araneae; Eresidae
Product: THAP domain-containing protein 2-like
Source: RefSeq, a predicted model, not a curated record
AUGCCAAGAAAGUGUAGUGUACCUAAAUGCCGAUCAAAUUACGAUAGCACUACUGAACAUGUGUCCACUUUCAAAUUUCCUUCGGAUCCUGUACUCUCUCAGAAAUGGAUAAAAAAUAUUAAUCGCAAAGAUUUUGUAGCUGGCAAACACAGUAGUGUAUGCAUUAAGCAUUUCGAAGAAGAAUUUAUCGUUCGAGAAGAUAAAGCUGUUCGUGAGACGGUAUUAGUAGUUCCUAGAACUAUUCCAGCUUUAAAAAAAGAUGCUUAUCCAACGAUUUUUCAAAACCAGCCAUCUUAUUUAUCGAAGAAACUUCCCACAAAAAGAAAAACACCGGAAGAAAGAGAAGCAGAAAUUGAUAUUCGUUGUGAUAAACAAUUUGAACAGUGGAAAAAGAAUGAUAUUAUUAGCGAUUUUGAAAACCUAAUAAAUGGUUUUGCAAAAAAAUAG